AUGGAGCUGCCGCCGAACCCAGGCCUUGUGGACGUCCAGCGCGAUGCCCUUUACGCCUACGACGCAGAAGCUCACAAAGCCGUUGUCAACGCGCGACCAUGGACUACCGAUUACAAAUACUUCAAAACCGUCCGCAUCUCCUCCGUCGCCAUGAUAAAGAUGGUCAUGCACGCCCGCUCCGGCGGCAAUCUCGAGGUCAUGGGCAUGAUGCAGGGCUACAUUGAGGGUAGCACCAUGGUGAUCACCGACGCCUACCGUUUACCCGUAGAGGGAACAGAAACCCGCGUCAACGCCCAGGACGAAGCGAACGAGUACAUGGUCGAGUACCUCCGUCUCUGCCGUGAGGAGAAUCGCCUCGAGAACGUCAUCGGAUGGUACCACUCACAUCCGGGCUACGGCUGCUGGCUAAGCGGCAUCGAUGUCGGCACCCAGUCCCUGCAGCAGCAGUUCAACGAGCCCUUCGUGGCAGUGGUUAUCGACCCCGACAGGACGGUCAGCCAGAACAAGGUUGAGAUCGGCGCGUUCAGGACGAUUCCAGAAGGCGUUAAGCCUCCCACGGCAACGAAUGCGACGACGGGUGAUGGACAGAGCGUCCCUCUGAACAAAGUGGAGGACUUCGGCGCGCACAGUCAUCGGUACUACGCGCUCGAUGUUGAGCACUUCAAGAGCACGCUCGAUAGUAAGCUGUUGGAGACGUUGUGGAAUAAGUACUGGGUGCAGACGCUUGCCCAGAACCCACUGCUUACCAACAGGGACUACACGAGCAGCCAGAUGGUGGAUUUGGGAUCCCGGGUUUCGAAGGCUUCGAAAACAAUUGAGCUGCUCUCAACGACUGGGCAAAAAGGGCCAAAGAGUGAUGCGGUCGAUCAAAACCUUGAAAAGUUGCUCGGCGAAAUGAAGCAGAUUGCUGCAAAGGAGAGGUCUGGGCUGAUGGCGGCGGAGGCCAAAGGCAAGGUGUUUGGAUGUGGCUGCCGUGGGCAAGCGCAGGGUGCUUAA
Molecule: messenger RNA, 996 nt
Organism: Sordaria macrospora k-hell
Lineage: Eukaryota; Fungi; Ascomycota; Sordariomycetes; Sordariales; Sordariaceae
Biological process (GO): protein deneddylation
Cellular component (GO): cytoplasm; COP9 signalosome
Molecular function (GO): deNEDDylase activity; protein binding; metallopeptidase activity
Source: RefSeq, a predicted model, not a curated record